AUAAAGAGCAGAGCAGCCUCCUCCUCCUCAUCAUCACUGCAGCAUCAGCUGAUACCUGAAGAACCUCAACACACAUCUACCACACAGACGUUAAGUCUCUUCAUCAAUCUUCAUYGUCCUCAACAUCUUCAUCAUGAAGGCCGUCCUCUUCCUCACUGUUGUGCUCAGCUGUGUUCUUGCUGUCACAGCAGUACCAGUUGAAGCUGUUGAACCAGUUCAAGGAACACAGGAGCUAAAGGAGGAAAACCAGGUGGUAGAAAAUGAAGCUGGAGUGCUGGUUCCUGAAGCAGAAGAGCCUGAGAUGUUGUCUGCUGGAGAGGCUUUAUCAGUGGAAGGUCGCUUCUUUGMUUGUCCUGCUGGUUGGAUCAGAUACAAGAGUAGCUGCUAUCUGUAUGUGAGCGCUGGCAGAUCCUGGACCAGUGCUGCGGCCUAUUGCAAUAGUCUGGGAGCCACCUUGGCUUCUGCCCAUGAUUUGUUUGAGUACAGUUUCCUGCAGCAGCUGACCAGUAGGGGAGGAGGCUCCCUUGCCUGGAUGGGAGGAUUCUAUUUCCAGGGCUGGAGGUGGGUGGACCAGAGCCCCUUCAACUACAACUUCUGGAGUGCUCAGCACACUGCCAGCCGAUACCCGUGCCUCUACGUUAAUGUCAGGGUUGGAUGGUCCAAUCAUAACUGUGGUAAUGGAUGGCCGUCCAUCUGCGUGAAGAACACUGACACCUGUUAGACCUGACAGCAAGACAUGUGUUUACUGACCUGUAUCAUCAUUACAAUGUGAUGGAGGACAUUUUGAAUGAUUGCUCUUGAAAGAUUUGAGAACAAUGAUCAAGCUGCUGGCUCAGGAGCCGUGUGUUCCUGUCAUGACAGAUUUGUUGACUGCUUCAUGCUGUUUAUGAUGCUUCUUCUCUCUUGAUGCCAUGAAAUCAGAUGCUACGAUAUGUAAAUAGGUUAAAGACUCAGUGAAGUUGUUUUUCUUUUGUUUUUUGUACUUUGGAAUAUAUUUUUGCAGAGGCAUAAUGUUCAGAGGAUGUGGAAAUGUAUUAAAUAAAUAACUGA
Paralichthys olivaceus (Japanese flounder) is the source of this 1050-nucleotide messenger RNA. Its product is annotated as ladderlectin-like. NCBI's taxonomy places the organism in Eukaryota, Metazoa, Chordata, Actinopteri, Pleuronectiformes, Paralichthyidae. The record is from RefSeq and is a predicted model, not a curated record.